Messenger RNA from Larimichthys crocea (large yellow croaker), 7090 nucleotides. It is a transcript of the gene atp8a1, whose product is annotated as ATPase phospholipid transporting 8A1. The record is from RefSeq and is a predicted model, not a curated record. The coding region runs from base 1117 to 4617 and encodes 1166 amino acids. Gene Ontology annotation, cellular component: trans-Golgi network; plasma membrane. Lineage: Eukaryota; Metazoa; Chordata; Actinopteri; Sciaenidae. The transcript is spliced from 38 exons. Gene Ontology annotation, molecular function: ATPase-coupled intramembrane lipid carrier activity; ATP binding; magnesium ion binding. Gene Ontology annotation, biological process: phospholipid translocation.
CUUCUAUCUGAUAUGUUUGCACAUGCAAUUUACAUUUGUUUUUCAUUUUUUGUGUGUUUAAAAAACAUAUUUGCACUCUUAUUCAGUAUUACAUUACUUUAGUUUCAUCUAAAUGUAACUAUAUAUUUCCAGUGUGUUAUGGAAUAUAUAUCGAAGAAGACCAAAACAUUCUUAAAGACAUAACAUGAAUUAUAAACAGUAUAUUUAUAAAAUAGGUGUGUGGACAGUAUACGUACAGAAACACAUGCCAAUGUAAUUGGAUAUUUUCCAAAUUGCUUUCAUGGGUGAAAAAAUAUUUCUACAUUAUAUGUUUGAGCAUACAUGAAUGUCUGUUAAGUGAUUAAGGUCAUUAUUUGCUGACACUGAAAUAACUAUUAAUAUAUUAAUAACUAUAUCUUAUACAAAAGACUCAAUUGUGAUAAGCCAACUCCCACCCAGUGUACUAUUGUUGUGUCUUCAACCUGUGAACAACAUCUACUGCAGAGGGGGGAGGUGUCAACAACAGCGAACGAAUUUGUUGGCCAGUUUAAAAAAACCUACCCGUGUCUUGGACAUGAAAGGUGUUAUAGGUCUGAAAUCGAACACUUUUUGUUUUUUAUGCACUCUUCAAAUGCAUUUUCAUGACUAAUAUGUCCUAGCCACAGUGAAAUGAUUGUUAUUAUGUUCAGUCACCCUCCCCACCCUCCUGCUGCGGUUGAAUUUGGUACGGUCCAUACUGUGUAGCGGCACCGUCCCCCUCACGUCAGUUUAUGGUGAGUCCGUGUCCACUUCUGCUAUACUGGAGACGUGUGUCGGCUUUACAGUCCGCCGUGUGUUGAACCGGGGAUGCUGGGGAAUCCGUGAAGUCGUCCGUGGGCUCCUGGGCAUGGUUCUGUCACCGCCAGGAAAUGAAUGUUGUUAAUAACUCGUCUAUUCCUCUCAUUAGCAGUAAACACGCAGCGGCAGUGUCCGCAUGAGAGAGGCGCCUCCGUUGAAUUUUAGCCGUUUUUUUCAAAUUCUUUGACGGUUGAAGAAGAAACGGCAGCAGCAGCAGCAGCAGCAGCAGCCACACAGGGAGCACAACUAACGAGCCGCGGCCGCUUGACAGGUGCCGUCGCCCGGGCUCCGUGUGAAGAGAUGCCGCCCGUCCAGAGGACCAUGUCUGAUCUUCGUACCCGGGCGGAGGGAUAUGAAAAGACAGAGGACACAUCAGAAAAGACAUCCCUAGCAGACCAAGAAGAUGCCCGAAUGAUACACCUCAACCAGCCGCAGUUCACUAAGUUUUGCAGCAAUCGAGUCAGCACAGCCAAAUAUAAUGUCCUCACCUUCCUUCCCCGGUUCCUCUACUCACAGUUCAGGAGGGCAGCCAAUGCCUUCUUUCUCUUCAUCGCACUCUUGCAGCAAAUCCCAGAUGUGUCUCCCACUGGUCGCUGGACCACACUGGUGCCGCUGCUCUUCAUCCUGGUGGUGGCUGCUGUCAAGGAGAUCAUUGAGGAUCUGAAACGUCACAAUGCUGACAGUGUUGUCAACAAAAAGGAAUGUCAAGUACUGAGGAAUGGCGCCUGGGAGAUUGUGCACUGGGAGAAGGUUGAGGUGGGCGAUGUUUUUAGAAUAAAUGGCAGUGAUUUCGUUCCCGCGGACGCUGUCAUUUUAUCGUCCAGUGAACCACAGGGUAUGUGCUACAUUGAGACAUCUAACUUGGAUGGAGAAACAAACCUUAAAAUCAGACAGGGUCUCCAAGUGACCUCAGACAUAAAGGACAUCGACAGCCUGAUGCGUCUCUCUGGGAGGAUGGAGUGCGAGAGCCCGAACCGCCAUCUGUAUGAGUUUGUUGGGAACAUCCGCCUGGAUAGACACAGUACAAUACCGCUGGGUCCAGAUCAGAUCUUACUGAGAGGAGCUCAGCUGAGGAACACUCAGUGGGUGCAUGGUGUGGUGGUCUACACUGGACAUGACACCAAGCUCAUGCAGAAUUCCACUCGGCCUCCUCUGAAGCUGUCCAACGUGGAGCGAAUCACCAACUUUCAGAUCCUUGUGCUGUUUGGCUGCCUGCUGGCCAUCUCUCUGGUCUGCUCCAUUGGCCAAACCAUCUGGAAGUACCAGUACGGCAAUGAUGCCUGGUACAUGGAUCUCAACUCUCCAGAUGGCGGGGCGGCUAACUUUGGCCUCAACUUUCUCACCUUCAUCAUCCUGUUCAACAACCUGAUCCCCAUCAGCCUCCUGGUCACGCUGGAGGUGAUCAAGUUCAUCCAAGCCUUUUUCAUCAACUGGGACACCGAUAUGCUUUAUGAGCCCACAAACACACCUGCCAUGGCUCGUACCUCCAAUCUGAAUGAAGAAUUAGGCCAGGUGAAGUACAUUUUCUCUGACAAGACCGGGACACUGACUUGCAACGUGAUGCAAUUCAAGAAGUGCACGAUUGCUGGUGUUGCCUAUGGUCACGUCCCUGAGGCUGAGGAGGGUAAUUUUGCAGAGGACGACCGCCACAGCACGCACUCAUCAGACGAGGCGGGAUUUAAUGACCCAAGCUUACUGGAAAACCUCCAGAGUAAUCACCCUACAGCUGCUGUCAUCCAGGAGUUCAUGACCAUGAUGGCCAUCUGUCACACUGCUGUCCCCGAGUGCACGGAUGGAACAAUCAUUUAUCAGGCUGCAUCGCCAGAUGAAGGAGCUCUGGUGAGAGCAGCACGGAACCUCGGCUUUGUGUUUUCUGGUAGAACCCCGGACAGUGUCAUUAUGGAAAUGCUUGGAACAGAGGAGAAGUACGAACUACUUCAUGUGCUGGAAUUUACAAGCGCGAGAAAGAGGAUGUCAGUCAUCAUGCGCACCCCAUCUGGGAAGAUCCGCCUCUACUGCAAAGGAGCUGACACAGUGAUCUAUGACCGCCUGGCAGACAGUUCUAGGUACAAAGAGAUCACGUUGAAGCACUUGGAACAGUUUGCAACUGAGGGGCUGCGUACUCUGUGCUUUGCGGUGGCAGAUGUCAGUGAGUCGUCUUAUAAGCAGUGGCUGGAGAUCUAUCACAGAGCCUCUACCUCCCUGCAGAACAGAGCCCUAAAACUGGAGGAGAGCUACGAACUGAUAGAAAGGAACCUGCAGCUGCUGGGAGCCACAGCAAUAGAGGACAAGCUACAGGAUAAGGUACCCGAGACCAUUGAGACUCUGAUGAAGGCGGACAUCAAGAUCUGGAUCCUGACAGGAGACAAACAGGAAACAGCCAUUAAUAUUGGGCAUUCCUGCAAACUGCUGACCAAGAACAUGGGCAUGCUCGUGAUCAAUGAAGACACUCUUGAUAGGACAAGGGAAACACUCAGUCACCACUGUGGAAUGCUGGGAGAUGCCCUCUACAAGGAAAACGACUUUGCUCUCAUUAUUGACGGGAAGACUCUCAAAUACGCCCUCACAUUCGGAGUGCGACAGUACUUCCUGGACCUCGCUCUGUCCUGUAAAGCUGUCAUAUGCUGCAGAGUAUCUCCUCUUCAGAAAUCAGAGGUGGUGGAGAUGGUAAAGAAACAGGUGAAGGUGAUCACACUGGCCAUUGGUGAUGGUGCUAAUGACGUGGGAAUGAUCCAGACAGCUCAUGUCGGUGUGGGAAUCUCAGGCAACGAGGGCCUGCAGGCAGCUAACUCCUCUGACUACUCCAUUGCUCAGUUCAAAUACUUGAAGAAUCUGCUGCUCGUCCAUGGAGCCUGGAAUUACAACCGUGUAGCCAAGUGUAUCCUGUACUGCUUCUACAAGAAUAUUGUCCUCUACAUCAUUGAGAUCUGGUUCGCGUUUGUCAAUGGCUUUUCAGGCCAGAUCCUGUUUGAACGCUGGUGCAUCGGCUUGUACAACGUGAUCUUCACUGCUCUGCCUCCUCUUACUCUUGGAAUAUUUGAGCGUUCCUGCAGGAAAGAAAACAUGCUGAAAUACCCAGAACUCUACAAAACCUCCCAGAAUGCUAUGGGCUUUAAUACUAAGGUCUUCUGGGCCCAUUGUCUGAAUGGCCUCUUCCACUCCGUCAUCCUCUUCUGGUUCCCCCUUAAAGCCUUCCAGCAUGAUACAGUUUUUGGCAACGGAAGAACUCCAGACUAUCUCCUCUUAGGCAACAUGGUUUACACAUUUGUGGUCAUCACAGUUUGUCUUAAAGCCGGACUUGAGACCUCAUCCUGGACCAUGUUUAGCCACAUCGCCAUCUGGGGAAGCAUUGGCCUGUGGGUGGUGUUCUUCAUUAUCUACUCCUCCCUUUGGCCCCUCAUCCCUCUGGCUCCCGACAUGUCAGGAGAGGCGGAGAUGAUGUUCAGUUCGGGGGUCUUCUGGAUGGGCCUGGUCUUCAUCCCAAUCACUUCUCUGGUCUUUGACGUGGCCUACAAAGUGGUGAAGAGGGUUUGCUUCAAGACUCUGGUGGACGAGGUGCAGGAGCUUGAGGCUUUAUCCAAAGACCCAGGAGCAGUGGUGCAUGGAAAGAGUUUGACAGAGAGGGCCCAGCUCCUGAAGAAUGUUUUCAAGAAAAGCACGGUCAGCUUGUACCGGUCUGAUUCCAUGCAGCAGAACCUGCUCCAUGGCUACGCCUUCUCUCAAGAUGAAAACGGAGUGGUGUCUCAGUCUGAGGUCAUCAGGGCGUACGACACCACCAAACAGAGGACCAACGAGUGGUGAGACGUUGGCCAAUCCGAGCCACAACCGCCGUUUUCUGAUGGCGACAUUUGAAGCUUAACGGGGAGAAGACGAGGUGCGAGCGCGUGCCUCCAGCACUGAGGGGAUGUUUGGACGUGAAUAUGAAAUGGACAGAGGAGAGUGACAUAGAGUUGUCUUUGAUAAAGGGAAAAAAAAAUACAAGGAUCAAAACAAAAUGUGUUCACUAUCAGCUGUAGUUGUUUGUCCAGCAGACAUGAUGAGCACUGCGCUUUCUUAGCAGUCUGUGGUCUGAAGUUCUUCACUGUUCUCGCUCAGUUUGUUGGAGUGAACGUCUCCUUUCUAUUGAAAAUCAUCAAAUUAUUAAAUGAAAUCAAACUCCUGAACACUGUUAUUAGAAGUUAAAACACUGGACGAUGGUUAGUUUUAGAGGAUUUGAACUUUGAGAGAUUGCCAAAGAGCAGUCGUGUAUACAAUCUACCAAGUAGCUCGUGAAUUCGGAAAACUUUAAACCAAAUGUAAUCACACUCCUGAGUGUAUUCCAGCACUAAACGGACCACUUCAGAGCAGACAUUUCUAUUAUUUUUAAUUUUCUUUUUGCACUCAGUGAAGCAUCUAAAGUGUAAAGCCUUACAUUUGCUCAUGCCUUCGUCCUUGUUUCUUUUAAAAUAGGUUUCUUUAUUUUUAUCUUUAAUUUUUAAAGUCUGUAGAUACCGUGCCUAGUUUGAUUCCUUUUUUGUUUGUUUGUUUGUUUUUUGUUUUUAAGACGUUGCCUCCUGCAACCCGCCGUAGUCCUGUUUCCACCGUUUUUACAGCAGAAGAAUUGCUCUUGACAAAUAAUUGCAUUCCACACAUCACUCCUGUCUCAACAAUCACAACGGUGCCUACGUAGAACUUUUCCCUCAUAGAAGAAUAGUUUAGCCAGCUAGCUUAGACCAGUGCUCCACACACACCGACCGAAGAUAAAAUCACCAUCUCCCCCACCACAGUAUUGCACUCGUAUAAUGUGAAAACUACAGAGUGCCUUGUGGCACAUGUAUUAAGUAAGAUUUGUUCCUGCGCAGGUGAACGGGAGGCUCUCUGACAGUUUUGUUGAAGCUUACAGUGGUGAUAGUGUUUCCCUUCAAAUGGAGAUUUUAUCCUUCUAACAUAAGUGCCAUUAGCUUAAGGGAGAAAGAAAUAUUAGCCAGGAAAACUCCACAAUAAUAUCAAAACUACUUUGUCUCUAUAGUUAUUUUGUGGAUUUGUAUUUUUAUAUUGGAGAUGUAUGAAUUUUGCAUUGACUGGCUUUGUAAUGAACUGUCUGUAACUUUUAGUUUCUUCUUCCUCUGAUAAACUGGCAGGAUAGAAUAGAUCGAGUGAGGAAACUGAGCUUUCUUAAAUGUCUUGUUAUUAUUAAUAUUAAUAUUGUUACAGCUUGAUUUAUUUAUAAUUGACUACUUAAUGUCUGUGUGAUUGCUUUCUUCUCCCUAUGGGAGAUCAGAUUUCUGAUGGUGUGUGUUGAAUGUGUGCGCGUCAGUUUAUCGCCUGCAUGUGCAUGUGCCGUGUGUGUGUGUGUAAGGGCGUGCGCGCGCGUGUGUGUGUUACCUCUACUGUGGAUAACGUCUAUGUAUGCAUGUCUGUGUCCUCUAUGUGAGACCGGGAGUUACUGGUGUCUCCUGGUGUGUUUCUUUUAUUGUAUGAGCGCGUGUGUGAGUGUGUUUGUGUGGUGACGCUUGCUCCAGUUGUCCGUCUGCACGACUCCAGGUAUAACUAUGGUGUACUACUGUGUGCUGAUGCAUGGCCCAUAUGGGAAAGUGUGAGCAUUAGCGUGUGGUAUGAAUGUGUGUGUGUGUUUGUGGUCAAACUCUCGGCCUCGACUGUGAGAGUUUCUGAUGCUCGGCUCGCUUCGACGGGAGAUGUUGCACAAAGCACUUGAUGUACCUUUCCAGUAGUGGAUAUCUGGUAUUAUCUGGUUUCGGUAUAUGAUUUAUCUUGACUGUACAUGUUUGUAACUUGUUUUCUUCAUGCAGUGUAGCUCUGCUUUUACAGGAAAGCUCUUUUGUGUUUCUCAGCUUAGUGAGGGUUUCUGAUUACGUUUAUCUGCUGGUCUUUAGUGCUAAAACUUGAUUGGUUGUCAUCUCGUCAAAAAUUUUCCAAACUGUUGAAUGUGGAUGUCGUCUUUGUGGAAGGCUUGGACUGUUGCUUUCUUCUUCUUCUUUUUUUUCUUCAGAAAACAUAAAACACGUUGUUGUCUGUGAAAGUCGUGGGCUGCAUGAAUGGAUAACACAAACUGUUCUCUGAAAUGUUAACUGUACUACUUUGAUUCUCCUUCAAGUGUUGAUCACUUCACAAAAGAGAAAAAAAACGCACCUUUAACUUUAAUUUUCAAUGUUUUUUUUUUUCUUCUUUUGUGUCAUUUUGUUCAAUGAUUGUUCUGCAUGUUGGGACUGCAAACUUAUAUGUGUUGUCUUUUACUGCCAUGAAGGACUACUGAAAUAAACUUUACAAUCAUGGA